Mya arenaria is the source of this 1500-nucleotide messenger RNA. Its product is annotated as thyroid hormone receptor beta-like. Gene Ontology annotation, biological process: positive regulation of transcription by RNA polymerase II; negative regulation of transcription by RNA polymerase II; hormone-mediated signaling pathway. The record is from RefSeq and is a predicted model, not a curated record. The transcript is spliced from 7 exons. Gene Ontology annotation, molecular function: zinc ion binding; nuclear receptor activity; RNA polymerase II cis-regulatory region sequence-specific DNA binding. Lineage: Eukaryota; Metazoa; Mollusca; Bivalvia; Myida; Myidae. Bases 1 to 1500 code for a protein of 499 amino acids.
AUGUUACCUCUUGGAACUUUUGGGGUGCCGCAACGCAGCCAUCAAAUGACGUCGUUUGCUUCCGUGAGCUCACUCGCUCAACCUAUGCAUCCUCUUCCGGUGAUUAUCCCAACGUUCGGCCAACCGUCGUAUACACAUCCGGCGGUGAUAUCUGUGACGAGCUCUAACCAUUCUAUAUCUCCCUCAGUGCAAUCCCACAUAGUCAACGCCGGCGACGUUUAUACUCAAGAUAGCGGAAGUCUGGAGAGCAGCGGAAGUAGCAGCGGCACGGAAGGCAUCAUCAGCCCUCCGCGGGAUAAUAAUAGCGGGGACGGCGGAUCCACUUCCUCACGGUCCUCUGACGACUCACAUCCGGGAAACUCGAACGAGGCGAAGGAUGCUGCGAAAGACAGAAAGAGAAAAGGAGUGCCAUAUAUCCCCAGUUACAUGGAUUUAACGAACGGCCCUGAGCCCUGCGUAGUGUGUAGCGAUGCGGCGACCGGGUACCACUACCGCUGUAUGACUUGUGAAGGAUGCAAGGGCUUUUUUCGUCGCACCAUCCAGAAGAACCUCCAAUACCAUUGUAAAUGGAAUAAAAACUGUGUCAUAGAUAAAACAACUCGAAAUCAGUGUCAAGAGUGUAGAUUUCUUAAAUGUCUGAACGUUGGCAUGGCAACAGAUCUUGUUUUAAACGAGAAACAGCGCACUGCCAAGCGGAGAUUGAUAGAAGAAAACAGAGAGAGACGAAAAGAGGAACAAGAUGUGCCCAAGGUUCGAGAGACCUCGCCCUCAAACGACGCGCUUACUGACCAGGACAGAGGACUUAUUUGUGAAGUGGUCACCGCAUAUGAAUACACAUCUGGGAAGAUUCAGAAUUCUUCUAAUAAGGAGAGCCUGGCCGAUGUGCGGUCGGAAAUUCAGCCCCAGGAUCCCAUACAGCUGGCCGAGGCCAUGGCGCCAUCUAUUGUGAAGGUCGUUGAGUUUGCCAAGGGUGUCCCUGGAUUCACUGAGUUGAACGUGGAUGACCAGAUCCUGCUGUUGAAGGCGUGCUGUAUGGAGGUAAUGUGUCUCCGAGCCGCCUGUAGGUUUGACCCCGACACAGACAUCCUCUACCUCCAUAACGGCACAAAGCUACACAAGUCAGAGAUCAACCAGCGGGGAGUUGCCGUUCUCAUUGAGCCUAUAUUCGAGUUUGCCAUGGGUCUUUCAAAGUUGAAGCUGGACAAGGCGGAGAUCGCCCUUCUGGCUGCUGUACUUCUAAUGCAAUCUGAUCGAACCGGUCUCAAAGAGUCAGAAAACGUGGAGAAGAUUCAAGAUGCCAUCCUGGGUGCUUUCAAGCGAUAUGUCUCUGAAAACCGACCCCAUCAACCCGUGCACUGGGCGAAAAUCCUUAUGAAGGUCACAGACCUGCGGACUAUCAGUACCCGGCAUGCAGAACGGGUAUUAUACAGUCAGCUGGAUAAUUCAGGGGAGAUCCCGCCUCUACUGUUGGAGGUCUUCAAUGAGGGUCACACAUCUUGA